Molecule: messenger RNA, 3779 nt
Organism: Rhinopithecus roxellana (golden snub-nosed monkey)
Lineage: Eukaryota; Metazoa; Chordata; Mammalia; Primates; Cercopithecidae
Gene: ZNF552
Product: zinc finger protein 552
Exons: 2
Coding region: 1721-2821 (366 amino acids)
Biological process (GO): regulation of transcription by RNA polymerase II
Molecular function (GO): RNA polymerase II cis-regulatory region sequence-specific DNA binding; DNA-binding transcription factor activity, RNA polymerase II-specific
Source: RefSeq, a predicted model, not a curated record
GCGGUGUUUCUCUGUGUUGUCCAGGCUGGCAUCAAACUUAUGGGAUCAAGCGAUCCACCCACCUUGGCCACCCAAAGUGCUGAGCUUACAGGCAUGAGCCAACACACCUGGCCCUGGGACUCUUAAGUGGUAUUUUUUCAGACAUUUGAUCUAGGAACCUUGGAGAAACCCGAAAGCCAAGGUCCUAACUCCAUGACACGUAGUAUGGAGGUAUUCCCAUUCCAGUGAACCUGUGUAAAUACACUUAGAAGGUUAACCCUGGAUUUUGUGCCAGGAAGCAAAAUCCUUAGAGAUAAGACGGAUGAGAGCGGGGAGUUGAUGUUAUUGACGUUCUGUUUGGCUCCAUACUGGAGAACAGAAUGUGGAGUUGAGGGAGGAGGAAGGAAGAUCAAUGUUGAGGCUGAUUCCAUAAUCCAGGUGAGGGUUAAUGAACAAUUCAUGGCUAAGAAGAUGUGGCUGGAGUCACUAUUCACAUUUUGCAAAGGGGAAGCUAGAUUUUAAUAUGAUGGUAAAUGUGUGAAAGAGAGGUUUCAGGUAUGACCCCAUAGUUUUUGGUCUUAGCAGCUGUACUGAUAGAGGCUGUAUCAGCUGAGAUGAGCAAGUUGACAGUAGGCAUAACAUUCACUGGGGUUAUAAGGAGCGUUGUUAAGAAUCUGAGAUGAUUCAGAGACCAGUAAGUAGAGGCAACAAGUCAGUAAUGUCCACAUAGGUUGGGAUAUCUGGAAAUGAACUGAUAUUGGGGCCAUGCAAUAUAUAGAAAUGAAUGUGUGGACUAAGGUGAGUUAGCCAAGGGUCACGUUUAGGAGGGCACACUUCAGAUUAACAUGCUAAAUCUUUUAGCGGGCCAGGAAUCAGUGAUUGGAGACUGAAGACUGGAUUCCUUGCUUGGAUCCCUAGCUGACAUUAUUGUCAUUCAUAAACACAGAACAGGGAGAUAAGUGACAAUGAAGGUAAGAUGUAUCUGACAGCAUACUUUGUCAGGGACAUGGCCUCCCAAAGUGCUGGGAUUACAGGCUUGAGCCACCGCGCCCGGCUACUCUCUCUUAUCCACAGUGAAAUCCCUCUGUGGUGAGUGGUGUCCCUCUUACCAGUUUGUGAAUAUAUUUUAUUUUUAAACUGCUGUUAAUGGCAUCUGUCGAGUAUUGGUUGUCAUUUAUUUUGCCCCUUUACAAUACAACUCUAGCGGGAGAUUUUCACCCACACUAGUAGAAGAAAAAGGAGGGCAUGAAUACUUCAAGUUGUUUAAAGGCUAGAGAGAGGCCAGUGGUGUGUGGCAGUCAGCUGGGGAUGGACAUGGAUAUGUACCUGGGAAGUCUAAAGAAUGUGCUUUCAGAGAGGGUAUCUCUGCUGUACUGAAGGUGCCACAUUGGGCUCUCCAUGACCUCGGCCAUACUAGGGGAAGUGCCUGUCAGGAGGGGGUGGACUUUAUGUCACAGCCACCGCACAGAUACCUAUUUGUUCACCUAAUUAUUGUUGGUGGUGGCUCUACCCCAUGACCAGUGGGCCUAGUUUCUCCUAUGUUUGAGGACCUUGAGGAGGACAUGCAAGAGUGGAUGUGUGGGAGAGAGGGAUUGUGAUACCUCAGCAUAGGGGCCGUUUGUAGUUUCAUCUGUCAACGUCAUAACAGGGCACAGUGACUUUUGAAGACGUGGCUGUGAACUUUACCCAGGAGGAAUGGAAUCUCCUUAGUGAGGCUCAGAGAUGCCUGUACCGUGAUGUGAUGCUGGAGAACCUGGCACUUAUAUCCUCCCUGGGUUGUUGGUGUGGAGUGGAAGAUGAGGAAGCACCUUCUAAGCAGAGUAUUUAUAUACAAAGAGAGACUCAGGUCAGGAUUCCUAUGGCAGGUGUGUCUCUCAAGAAGGUCCACCCCUGUGAGAUGUGUGGCCCGAUCUUGGGAGACAUUUUGCACGUUGGAGAUCAUCAGGGAACACAUCCCAAGCAGAAACUGCACAGCUGUGAGGCCUGGGGGAAUAAAUUGUAUGACAGUGGAAACUUUCAUCAACACCAGAAUGAGUACAUUGGAGAGAAACCCUACAGAAGCAGUGUUAAGGAAGCGUUGUUUGUGAAGAGGUGUAAGUUCCAUGUGUCAGAGGAGUCAUCUGUCUUCAGUCAGAGUGGAAAAGACUUUUUGCCCAGGUCAGGAUUACUCCAGAAAGAGGCCACUCACACUGGGGAGAAGUCAAACAGAAAAACCGAGUGUGUGUCUCCCUUUCGUGGGGGAAAAACUCAUUACAGCUGUGGAGGAUGCAUGAAACAUUUUAGCACCAAACAUAUACUCAGUCAGCACCAGAGACUGCUCCCUAGAGAAGAAUGUUAUGUGUGGUGUGAAUAUGGGAAAUCCUUUAGCAAAUACAAUAGCUUCAGUAAUCACCAAGGAGUUCACGCUAGAGAAAAACCUUAUACAUGUGGGACAUGUGGGAAAUUAUUUAACAGUAAGUCCCACCUCCUUGUUCACCAGAGAAUUCACACUGGAGAGAAGCCGUAUGAAUGUGAGGUUUGUCGGAAAUUUUUUAGGCACAAGUACCACCUCAUUGCACACCAGAGAAUUCACACUGGAGAAAGGCCAUAUGAAUGCAGUGACUGUGGGAAGUCAUUUACCCAUAGCUCUACAUUCCGUGUUCAUAAGAGAGUUCACACUGGUCAGAAGCCUUAUGAGUGCAGUGAAUGUGGGAAAUCUUUUGCUGAAAGCUCCAGUCUCACUAAACACAGGAGAGUUCACACUGGAGAAAAGCCUUACGGGUGUAGUGAAUGUGAAAAAAAAUUUAGGCAAAUCUCUUCACUUCGUCAUCAUCAGAGAGUUCACAAAAGAAAGGCCUUAUGAGUGCAGUGAGUCCAGUCUCAGUAAAUACAGGAUAGUACACACCUGAGUAAGAUCUUGUGAUUGCAGCAAAUGUGGAAAAUGUUUACCCGAAGGUCUGCUCUCCUUGGAUAUUGGAGAGUUCACACUAGAGAAGAGUCCUUAUAAGUAAAAUAAAUUCGGGCAGUUUUGUAGCCACACCUCUGUAUUCCUUCAGGAUUAUAGUUAACACUGAAUGAAGGCCUUACUAGUGUGCCAAAUAUAGGAUAUUUAUCCAGAAGUCUGGCUUCAUAACUCACAGGAGAGCUGUCGUGGGAAGAUUGCUUGAACCUGGGAGGCAGAGGUUGCAGUGAGCCGAGAUUGCAACACUGCAGUCCAGCCUGGGUGACAGAGACCCUGUCUGUGUCUAAAAUAAAGAUAUAAAUGAUGUCCAAUAAAGUAUGCAUAUUUGAGCUGUAGGAUAAGUCUUGAAUUUUCUUUUUUUUUUUUUUUUUUUUUUUGGAGACAGAGUCUCACUCUGUCGCCCAGGCUGGAGUACAGUGGCGUGAUUGCAGCUCACUGGAAGCUCUGUCUCCUGGGUUCACGCCAUUCUGCGUCAGCCUCCCAAGUAGGUGGGACUACAGGUACCUGCCACCACGCCCGGCUAAUUUUUUUUGUAUUUUUAGUAGAGACGGGGUUUCACUCUGUUAGCCAGGAUGUUCUCGAUCUCCUGACCUUGUGAUCUGCCUGCCUUGGCCUCCCAAAAUUCUGCAAUUACAGGCGUGAGCCACUGCUCCUGGCUUGAAUUUUCUUAUAAUCCCAUGAAAUCAUCAUCAGAGUCACAAUAAUGAAUUUAAUCUAUCACCUUUGUAUUUACAUGGAGGCUUUAUAAAGUUUUUCUCUCUGCUGUCCAGACAACCAUUGAUUUAUUCUGCUUUAUAAUAGAGUACUUUCCAUUUUCUGGAAUUUUCUGACUGGUGUAAUAAAGUGUUUCCUCUUAUAA